Molecule: messenger RNA, 204 nt
Organism: Clunio marinus
Lineage: Eukaryota; Metazoa; Arthropoda; Insecta; Diptera; Chironomidae
Source: the annotation of a GenBank genome assembly
AUGACAAUUGAGGGCAUUUCACGAAUGGAGGUGUCAAAAGAGCGCUUCAGUUGUUGUUGUUGUUCAUUUCAUAAGCAUUACAUUAAAAGUAUGAAAGAAGCAAACGAGAAGGAAGAUAAGAAAUCAAAUAAAGAGCCACAACCUGCCUAUAAAUUUAAGAAUUUUUCAUUUCUCAUCGCUCAUUUAGUUGAUAAAACAGAAUAA